UUCAUUCUUUUUAAAAUUUAUGUCAAAAUUCAUUCUCUUCACUUCACCAUCAUCCUCAUCGCCGCUCCAAGCUUCUUCUAGGGUUAUCAGUCACCACCAUCAUCAUCCUCAUCCCUGGUUAACGUCGCUCCAAGCUUCAAGGCACCGCCAUCAUCCUCAUCGCCAUCCUUCACCGCCUCUCUCGGUUGAAAAUUUUGCAAAUAGCAAUACGAUGAGUGAUUCACAGCUUCAUGAUGAUGAAGAAGACAACAAUGAUGUUUUCAUUGACCAAUCUGAUAUCAUCCAUGAAGUUGCCUUGGACGAUGAAGUUCUUCCAGAAGCUUGUGACCCCAAUUCGGACUCUGAUUCCGAAAUCGAGGAGGUCGACGACUCUGAUCACAUAUUCACCGGUCAUACUGGGGAAUUAUAUGCAGCUGCCUGCAGCCCGACAGAUAUGGCACUGGUGGCAACAGGAGGUGGUGAUGAUAAAGGAUUUCUCUGGCAGAUCAACAAUGGAGAUUGGGCUUCUGAGCUUAAUGGUCAUACUGAUUCUGUAUCUAGUUUAGGUUUUAGCCACGAUGGAAAGUUUCUGGCAACAGGAAGUUUUGAUGGAACUGUUAAAAUCUGGGAUGUAGCUGGAAAUCUAAAAGGCACCCUUGAUGGACCCGAAGGGGGUGUUCAGUGGCUUAGGUGGCAUCCAAGAGGGAACGUACUCAUUGCUGGUUUUGAUGAUUCCUCCACGGUUUGGAUGUGGAAUACAGAUAAUUUUGCCUUCCUUAUGUCAUUUAAUGGUCAUGCUAGCGGUGUCACAUGUGGUGAUUUUACUCCCGACGGGAGAACAAUAUGUACUGGUUCUGACGAUGCAACCUUGAGAAUAUGGAACCCAAAAACUGGAGAAAGCAUUCAUGUUGUGCGAGGUCAUCCAUACCAUACAGAGGGAUUAACGUGUUUAGCAAUAAAUUCAACUUCAACUAUUGCUCUUACUGGUUCCCAAGAUGGAUCUGUGCAUUUUGUGAAUAUCACUACCGGAAGAGUUGUUAGUUCUGUGCCUUCUCAUUCAAGUUCCAUUGAGUGUGUUGGGUUCGCACCAAGUGGUACCUGGGCUUUAAUCGGAGGCAUGGAUAAAAUGACCAUCUGGGAUAUAGAAUAUUCCUUAGCCCGAAGCACUUGUGAGCACGAGUAUGGAGUAACAUGUUUGACAUGGCUUGGUGCAUCCUAUGUGGCUACCGGAUCUAUGGAUGGAGCUGUGAGAUUAUGGGAUAGUCGGUCUGGUGAAUGUGUCAAAGUGUUCAGAGGACACUCUGAAGGCAUUCAAACUCUUUCUUUGUCUGCCAAUCGCGAGUACCUUGUCUCGGCUUCUUUAGAUCAUACAGCUCGUGUUUUUGAGGUUAAAGAUUUCUGUUAAUCAAAGCCCUUCUUUCUCGGCACACCUCCAUAUAUAAGUCCUUGAGGACAGUGGGCGGUACUCUACAUAUGCCAUAUUGUUAUUUUAUGUCAUGUUGUGGUGGAGCAGAACACUCUUGUAUAAGGUUAUGAAUAAUCUAUAUUUACAAGGUAAUUAGUAUAAUCACCGGGUUACGAAGCUUCUGUGAUUUUACGUAGCUUCUGAUGUGCAUUUACUAUGGUAAAGAGCAAUUGUACAAAACAAAAUUAUCGAUUGGUUACUAAUUAAAAGUCUUUCAAGAUUAAAGAUUUA
This is a messenger RNA of Lathyrus oleraceus (garden pea), 1675 nucleotides long. RefSeq lists its product as uncharacterized. The transcript is spliced from 11 exons. Bases 20 to 1384 code for a protein of 454 amino acids. NCBI's taxonomy places the organism in Eukaryota, Viridiplantae, Streptophyta, Magnoliopsida, Fabales, Fabaceae. Gene Ontology annotation, molecular function: protein binding. The record is from RefSeq and is a predicted model, not a curated record.